Molecule: messenger RNA, 444 nt
Organism: Lithohypha guttulata
Lineage: Eukaryota; Fungi; Ascomycota; Eurotiomycetes; Chaetothyriales; Trichomeriaceae
Exons: 2
Coding region: 1-444 (147 amino acids)
Source: RefSeq, a predicted model, not a curated record
AUGUCGUCCACAUCUACCUCUCUUUCCUCCGCCGUCCUUCCCACCCGCCUCAUCCUCACCACCAUCGGCUUCGCAACCUCCAUCGGUGGCUACCUCGCUGACUGGAAUGAGACACAUGUUUUCAAUUCUAAAUGGAGCGGUCAUGCCAAAUUCCACAAUGGCCAGACCAUGUCGACUGGUUUAGGACUCGGCCUGCUGACAUGGUACUUUACCUGGCGCAAGACAAACACAGGGACAAGAGAAGGAGUCAUGGACAACCUCAUGAUUGCUACGGUCAGUGCGAUAUUAUAUCCAGGCGCAAAAUGGGUUGAUGAUGAGUUCAAGGAGAAGUACGGAGAGCCACAGAAGAGGGGAGCCCCGGUGAUCACCGGAGUGUGCUGGGCGGCCUUUGGUUUGGGAUGGUGGAGGGUUAUGGGAGGUGCUGGGAAGGGGAAGAUUGCUUGA